UAUGAACACGGUUACGCGCAUUUGCUGGCGCGGGCACAGCUGUCAGCACCAAGGACAGCAGCUGAGCCCGGAGCACCGCAUCAGUAAAUGUGAUCACCUCUCUGCCGAGCAUACACAUUCAGCCAGCGGACAGAGAAGCGGGCUAUACCGCCGGCCAGAGGCGCAUACCAUGCGAAGACACUGACUUGAAAUAGCAUGUAACUUGUCUGAGCAACUAAAGAAGGGAUAUGCAGGAGGAAACUAACGACAGAGACUAUCAGGAUGUUGAAAGAGUGCGAAGAUGCAGCCAGUUUGCGCAUAGGCAGUGGUUUGACGUGCAGGACCAUGCACAUUCCACCGCAAACGGAAUAGCUUAAUUGUAUGUAACUGUAUUCACGUUUUCUAUUUUUGUUUUUUCGUUCUUGUGCGAGCAUAUGGGGGGCUUGCAAUUGCGGUUUAUGUAGGAUAAACCGUGCCUUCUAAAGGCUAUUCCCAUAUACCCACCGACAGUAGUGGGCGAAGCAACCGGGGUGCACUCUGCGCGCUGCUCGCUCACACAAUGCGUCUGUUUCUGCUAGCCGUUUUCUUCUCGUGCUCCUGUGUGCGGGGCGGCUGCGAACCAAAGAUUGUGAACAUCGGAGCCGUGCUCAGCCAAAAACGGUAUGAGCAGGUGUUCAAGGAUGCGGUCACGCAAGCUAACCAGGUCUGGGGCAGGGACAAAUUCAAGCUGACUGCAAUCUCUGUCACCCACAAACCCAAUGCGAUUCAAAUGGCGCUUUCCGUCUGUGAGGACCUCAUAUCAAGCCAGGUGUACGCCAUCCUGGUGAGUCAUCCUCCACAGUCCAAUGACCACCUCACCCCGACGCCCGUCUCCUACACGGCCGGCUUCUACCGCAUCCCCGUGGUGGGCCUCACCACUCGCAUGUCCAUCUACUCCGACAAGAGCAUCCAUCUGUCAUUCUUGCGAACUGUACCUCCCUAUUCCCAUCAAGCUCACGUUUGGUUUGACAUGAUGCGCGAGUUCCACUGGAAUCACAUCAUCCUGAUCGUCAGCGAUGACCAUGAGGGCCGAGCUGCCCAGAAGAGGCUAGAGACUCUGCUCGAGGAGCGUGAGACCAAGAAUAAAAAAAGGAACUAUGAAAACCUCGACCAACUGUCCUAUGACAACAAGCGAGGACCAAAGGCAGAGAAAGUCCUCCAAUUCAGCCAGGAGACUAACUUAACUGCUCUGCUGCUGGAGGCCAAAGAACUGGAGGCACGUGUCAUCAUCCUGUCAGCCAGCGAAGAGGAAGCCGCCUCAGUAUACAAAGCUGCUCGCUUUCUGAACAUGACGGGCUCUGGCUACGUUUGGUUGGUGGGAGAGCGAGAGAUGUCCGGUAAAGCACUAAGCGAAGCGCCAGACGGUCUCAUUGGCCUGCAGCUGAUCAACGGGAAGAAUGAGUCGGCACACAUCAACGAUGCAGUUGCUGUGGUAGCACAGUCCAUCCAGGAGCUGUUCGAGAAGGAGAACAUCACGGAACCCCCGCGGGGAUGUGUGGGCAACACCAACAUCUGGAAGACAGGGCCACUCUUCAAAAGGGUGCUGAUGUCAUCAAAAUACCCAGAAGGCCUCACAGGACGUGUGGAGUUUAAUGAUGAUGGAGACCGGAAGUUUGCUCACUACAGUAUCCUCAACUACCAGAAAAGCAGACUUAUUCAAGUUGGCAUUUACAAUGGAACACAGGUGGUGUUGAACAAGCAGAGGAAGAUCAUAUGGCCCGGAGGACAGACAGACACACCCAGGGGUUUUCAAAUGUCAACUCGACUAAAGAUAGUUACUAUCCACCAGGAGCCUUUUGUGUAUGUAAAACCCACCUCUCUGGAGGGAACAUGCGACGAAGAGUAUACACCUAAUGGAGUCUUAAUAAAAAAGGUGAUCUGCACUGGGCCGAAUGAGACCAUCCCAGGUAACAUAACAGGACGCCCAAUUGUACCUCAGUGUUGCUAUGGUUUCUGCGUUGACCUUCUGAUUAAGCUGGCAAUGACCAUGAACUUUACCUAUGAGGUGCACCUAGUAGCAGAUGGUAAAUUUGGAACACAGGAGAGGGUCAACAACAGCAACAAGAAAGAGUGGAAUGGAAUGAUGGGUGAGCUUCUGGGUGGUCUGGCGGACAUGAUUGUUGCUCCGCUCACAAUAAACAAUGAACGAGCCCAGUAUAUAGAGUUCUCCAAGCCAUUUAAAUACCAGGGCCUCACCAUCCUUGUCAAAAAGGAAAUCCCUCGAAGUACGCUGGACUCGUUCAUGCAGCCCUUUCAGAGCACACUGUGGCUGUUGGUGGGUCUAUCGGUGCAUGUGGUGGCGGUGAUGCUUUACCUACUAGACCGGUUCAGCCCAUUCGGAAGGUUUAAAGUAAAUAGUGAAGAGGAAGAAGAAGAUGCCCUUACGUUAUCAUCAGCCAUGUGGUUCUCCUGGGGAGUACUACUGAAUUCUGGGAUUGGAGAAGGUGCUCCCCGCAGCUUCUCCGCGCGAAUCCUGGGCAUGGUGUGGGCAGGCUUUGCCAUGAUCAUUGUGGCAUCGUACACAGCCAACCUGGCUGCCUUCCUAGUGCUGGAUCGGCCUGAGGAGCGCAUCACCGGCAUCAAUGACCCAAGGCUGAGGAACCCGUCGGACAAAUUCAUCUACGCCACAGUGAAACAGAGCUCGGUGGACAUCUACUUUCGGCGGCAGGUGGAGCUUAGCACCAUGUACCGCCACAUGGAGAAGCACAACUAUGAGAGCGCCGCCGAAGCCAUCCAGGCUGUGCGGGACAACAAGCUGCAUGCUUUCAUCUGGGACUCUGCGGUGCUGGAGUUUGAAGCCUCGCAGAAGUGCGACCUGGUGACCACGGGAGAGCUGUUUUUCCGUUCGGGCUUUGGCAUAGGCAUGCGCAAGGACAGCCCUUGGAAACAGAAUGUGUCCCUGGCAAUCCUCAGUUCCCAUGAAAAUGGCUUCAUGGAAGACCUAGAUAAAACCUGGGUGAGAUACCAGGAGUGUGACUCUCGGAGCAAUGCACCAGCCACACUCACCUUUGAGAAUAUGGCAGGCGUAUUCAUGUUGGUGGCUGGUGGCAUUGCGGCGGGGAUCUUCCUCAUCUUCAUAGAGAUCGCUUACAAGCGCCACAAAGACGCCCGCAGGAAGCAGAUGCAGCUGGCCUUCACGGCCGUCAAUGUGUGGAGGAAGAACCUGCAGGACAAGGAACCUUCUGGAAGUCAAGUUUUGGGGGGAGCUGCAACGCCAUCUUUACCCUCUUCCUCUGUAGAGACACAGGAUGAUAGACAAAGUGGUAGAGCAGAGCCCGAGCCCAAAGAGAAAGCCUCUUUUAGGUCCAUCAGUACGUCCCUGGCUUCCAGCAUCAAGAGACGUAGGGCCUCCAAAGAUACGCAGUACCCACCCACAGACAUCACUGGGCAGCUCAACCUGUCCGACCCGUCUGUGAGCACGGUGGUGUAAGAUCGAGAGUGAAAGACAGAGAGAGAGGAGAGGGAGGAGACCUCCACUCCGAACCGACAGAGAGAGAGAGAGAGCGAGAGAGAGAGCGAGAGCGAGAGCGACAGGAAGUGGAAAGGGGUGAGAUGAGGACCCACCCCCAACUCCCCCUUGUCGUCUCAUGGAUCCAUCACGACUUGAACAUUGACCCGAAACCUCAGCCCCCAUGUCUGACGUCCCCCCGGGACUUUCCAGUGGAGCCGAGAGAAGAUACAUCCCCUGCAGGGGAUGAAUGUCUCAUCAGAACACUAAAGCUGUCAGAAAAAACGCUUGACAUUGCACUAGGCCUCUAAGUCCGGAUAGAUUAGAGCCUGAUCAAAGACACACAUAUUUACAUACAUGCACACACACAAACAUGAACACAUACACAAAAACAUGUUGGAAUCGUUAACACAGUGCACUUUCAAUCACAGUUUAUUUAGUCUGUAGAUAUUUUUCCUCUUUUACUUUUUCUUAAUAUGUACAAUCAAUUAAAUUAGUCUAAUAGGUUAUGUUAAUAUACAGUUGAUUAAUAUCAGACUUACAGCAUUGUACAUAUCAAAUCCAUAUUGUAGCCAUUAUUGUUCUUAUUUCUCCAAGACAGUAUAAUCUGUAUUAUUUUAUGUGUAGUAUUUAUUGUAUUUUUUGCAGACAAUAUUGUUUCUCAGAUUAAUCUAUCUUCAUUUUAACAAUUCAAACAUAUUUGCAUUUAUUUAGAGCUAGGCGAGUUUUAAUUCUAUCACAUACAGAAUUGCUAUCUUAAUAUGUAAUCAAUCAAUUAUAGCAGAUAGGACUGCAUGUAAACACUUCCAUGGUGCGAAAUUAAUUUGUGUGCAUUCUUUGUUGACAAUACCUGAUAUUUUGAACAGCUAGUUAGAAACUAGCAAAGACUCUUCAUAGCUUAUUGGGAUGUUUUUGCACCGCACAGACUUGCACAGAACGCAUGGUCCCCCAGUUAGGACCUUGAUUUUGCCCCCCAUCAAAAACAAACUGAGCUAGCUUGCAGAUUUCAACAAAGGGGAUGGUUAGGCAGGACCUGGUGAUGUGUCACAGUGUUUGCAUGGCGACAUACAUCACUAUACAUUUCUCUUUUUUUUAUUUUACUGCCAGUUUAAUAGUAGACUUCCAAUACUUCAUAGCCACAUCUACAUACUCUCUCUCUCAUAUACGUUAAGUCCCUGUGUGCUUUGCUGUCUGAAAUGAUACCCUCUCUCUCUGCCUGUGAUCUUCUGCAUAGUAUUCCUCAGCCUCACUUUCUUCUGGGGUGCAUCAAAGGGCCAGGUUUAGCAUCCAACCAGCUCUUGGUCCUUCAUGUGAAACCCUAAGCAUGUGCAGUCAUCCCCAGGGGUGAUCUGCCCUUGUACUGGCUUUUGCAUGAACUCUACCAAGAGAGUGUCUCCAUCUUUCGGAGAGAUAAUUCUGGAGACUGUUGCCUUCUUUAAAAUAAUUUUGCCGGUCCACUUUGGUUUGGUGUUGAAACAGGCCGUUUCCCGAAGACUGAGACGGAGAAAAUCCCCUGCUUUGUCAGAACACACAGAUUAGACGCACACAGAUUACCCCCAAGCCCCCCCCCCCCCCCCUAAAAAAGAUGUGCAAUUUGCAAUUCAGCACUUUAAUGGGAAGUCUUUUUCUAUACCAUCCCCACACGUGACUCCAAAAAGAUAUCUGUAUAGACAUACAUGUGCAUACAUUUUAUGCAAUUAGUUCAGUAUAUUUAAUCUUCAUGUCACAUGAAUGAAAAAUUCCAAUGAAAGAUACCCGUCUGAACCAUGGAAAUGGUUUAGUUGUUAUUUUUAUUUGCUAUUUAUUACUUUGAAGCUUUGGAUGUUUUUCAUCAUUUCAGAUGUGUUGUCCUUGAGCGACCCAAUGAUUAGUUGUAUACAUACAGGACAGACAUUUGAUUUGUCAUUACAUCUAUGAAUUUGUGUUAGUAUUUCUAUUGUUUUUGGCCAUUUUUUUCCUCAUACAGGCCUAUGCAUGAGUGUUUUGAGAAAGUUUUCUAUGGUUUGUGGAUAUGUAAUGAUGAUGCACGUGAUGAAUUAAUACACAGUGUUCCACUUUUCACCCUGUUGUCAAAACACAUGUAUUCUGAAUGCACUGUACAUAGUAGUUAACUUGGUCAUGCUAUUGAGGAGAAUGUCAGUGCUGAGGAGCUGGCAGUAUGUUAAGAUGCUACAUGCAUUCACAAAAGCUACCACAUGCCAUGCAAUACACCCUGGCAAAGGGAUUGUUUGUUUAUUGAAGAAAAAAAAAACACAUAGAUCAAACAAAAAAAUGAUUUACUUGGUAGUUUGGAUAAGACAGAUCUUCUAAUGGAACACAUAUGGUUUGUAACAAUACAAUUGUAAAUAAAAUCUAUUUAUAUGUGCCGAAUUAAAAAGCGAUUUACCUCA
Clupea harengus (Atlantic herring) is the source of this 5856-nucleotide messenger RNA. It is a transcript of the gene grin1a, whose product is annotated as glutamate receptor, ionotropic, N-methyl D-aspartate 1a. Gene Ontology annotation, cellular component: membrane. The transcript is spliced from 23 exons. NCBI's taxonomy places the organism in Eukaryota, Metazoa, Chordata, Actinopteri, Clupeiformes, Clupeidae. Gene Ontology annotation, biological process: monoatomic ion transport. Gene Ontology annotation, molecular function: signaling receptor activity; ligand-gated monoatomic ion channel activity. Bases 539 to 3448 code for a protein of 969 amino acids. The record is from RefSeq and is a predicted model, not a curated record.